UUGUCCAUUAUCGAACAGUUGAGCGUGAACCUUGUAUACUAGAACACUAUAAUUAGUACCUAUAGCGCUCUAAUACAGGUUCUUAUAGGCGUGAGCUCAACGCCAUGUUUUUAUUUUUUAUUUUAGUUCUUGCCGGGGCCGGCCAAGUGAUUUCUUUAACGAGCAAUCUAGAUCAACUUAGUCAAUUUGAUUUAAUCGAAUUAGGUAUCUCCCCAGAGGAGCUCGAAAAUUUAGAUUUGUCAGAAAUUGAUCCAAGCCUUUAUUUAAAUCAACAAAAUGACGACAAGUCAAUCGUUAGUAACAUCGUUACUAAUGCCAUCGUCGCCUUCUUUGCGCGUGAACGUCACAAUCUUUCAAAGAGAUCAAAUUUCCCAACGCUUGUGGCCACCAACAUCAGCGAGCAAUGUUUAAACGACAGCAUCGCUUACCACCAAGCCUACCUUCUUCGAGUCGACUGGGCCAAGAAAAUGUAUGAAUCGACGGGUAAAUUCCCGGAAGCGUUUUACUACAGUGGUAACUUUCACGGGCUAGGACUUUUCGACGAAUGCUUAUCCGUCCAGGCCGAUUGGACCAACACAUCCUUCCAGGGCAAGUACUGCACGGUGUUCUUUGAUUCGGACCUGGUAAUGCCAGAGGAGUUGGAAGAGGAGAAUCCCGUUGGAGACGAAAUGCAGCAGCGGACAAAUUGGGUGGGAAUCAUACAGGUGUUGGAAUGGCUCUACAACGGUCCGAAAUUGAAAGAGCCCAAAGUGAGAGACACCGAUUUUAACUCAAGAUUCCUGGGAGCCCUUGAUUAUUGCAUCCCUUCUUCCUGCACCGCUGCAGACUUCCGCUUGUCCAUUGCGCAACUGAUCGGAAGUAGGGCGAUAGAUAACACGACUUACAACGACACCAAUUACUACACUUCCAUGGUGGCCGUCAACGACGAUAAUUAUUGCUACACCGCCGAGCAGAUCAAAGCCACUCCCAAUUUUGACGGACCCGACGUAGCUGUGAUUGUCACAUUAAGUCUCCUUGGGUUAGUAAUUCUUUGUGCUACAGUUCACGAUUUGUGGUUCAGUUAUUACCAAAUUCAACCCGAUCAGCCGAAAAAAGUUGGCCUGCCUGUGAAAGCCCUGCGGUGUUUCUCCAUGCUAACAAACGGCAAGAAAUUAUUGUCGACCAAAUCAGCUGCUGUUGACAAUCUGUCCUGUUUAAACGGAAUGCGAGUCCUGUCCACUACCUGGAUCGUUCUUUACCAUACGUACUAUGAAGCCAUUAUCAAUCCCAUGUACAACCCUUUAGGAUUAUUAAAGGAUGCAUUAGAGUGGCAGUUGCACGGUGUUCUCAAUGGCACAAUUGCAGUCGACACAUUUUUCCUGAUGAGUGGCCUGCUAGUAACUUAUUCCUUGAUGCGGGAACUGGACCGAAACAAAGGACGUUUCAAUGUCGCCCUCUUUUAUCUCCAUCGUUUCCUUAGAUUGACGCCAGUUUACGCCGUGAUACUGGGCUUCAUAGCAACUCUGUUGGCCUAUCUCGGAUCAGGACCCAAUUGGCAAAAUGUCCGGAUCUUGAGUCUGGCCUGUCGUUGGAACUGGUGGACCAAUCUUCUUUACAUCAAUAAUUAUGUUCGAACAUUCGAAAUGGACUGUAUGGGUGAAACCUGGUAUUUAGCGUGUGAUAUGCAAAUGUUUAUACUGAGUCCGCUAUUCAUCUAUCCUCUUUGGCGAUGGAGAAAAAUUGGUUUGAGCUGGGCCAUCUUCAACAUAUUGGGGCUCAUUGCUGGAACUAUCGCCAUCUUCAUUGUCUGGGAUCUUCCAGCUAUGGGUUUCUUUACCAGACCGAAUGACACAAGCAAUCCGCACUAUUACUACGGCUAUUAUGUCCAAACAUGGACCCGUUUCCCGCCUUACAUCCUCGGAAUUCUACUCGGUUGGAUUCUUCACAAAACUAAAAAUUCCAGAAUCAAGAUGAACAAGGGAGUUGUUGCAGCUGGUUGGUUCUUUGCGACGUUAAUCGGCUUGGCCGUCGUUUAUGGUAUGGUCCCCUAUUUGAACGAGCUCGAGGUACCAGAGAUGAACGACGUCACUCGCGUUUCUUACGGAUCGCUCCAUCGAUUUGCAUGGGCGACUGUUGUCGCUUGGAUUGUAUUUGCCUGUAUCCAUGGUUACGGAGGUUUCAUCAAUCGAUUUCUGUCAUGGAAGGCUUUUAUUCCAUUAGCCCGUCUAACCUACGUCGUCUAUUUGGUUCAUUUAAAUUACCUAACGGUCUAUCACGCUUACAUCCGGAAGCCGUAUUACUACACCAAAUUCACUCACGUUGAGCACUACUUUGGAGUCCUGUUGAUGGUCUUUUUCAUGGCAUUCGCCAUUUCCCUUACCGUGGAAGUUCCGCUGUUAAAUUUGGAGAAGCUGCUCGUCAGUCCCACCAAGACAAGAAAACCUGAGAUGGAUGAAAAUAAGCAAACAAUUCCAAGAGUAGGACUCAAUAUGAAUGCAAUUCCUACCUAUGGUAAGAACAAAACAGAACAAUUCUAAACGACCAAAGGCAAAGGACCUCGGAUUUUCUGCACGGUGGAUUUCAAAUAGUCCUUCUAAAAUUUAUUGCGAUUGAUUGGAUUGUUACAGAAUGAUAAAUUAUACGACAUGGAAAAAAGA
Molecule: messenger RNA, 2636 nt
Organism: Daphnia pulicaria
Lineage: Eukaryota; Metazoa; Arthropoda; Branchiopoda; Diplostraca; Daphniidae
Product: nose resistant to fluoxetine protein 6-like
Exons: 10
Coding region: 105-2516 (803 amino acids)
Molecular function (GO): acyltransferase activity, transferring groups other than amino-acyl groups
Source: RefSeq, a predicted model, not a curated record